Colletotrichum destructivum is the source of this 1969-nucleotide messenger RNA. RefSeq names its product Putative DAHP synthetase, class II, aldolase-type TIM barrel. Bases 242 to 1693 code for a protein of 483 amino acids. Gene Ontology annotation, biological process: aromatic amino acid biosynthetic process. The record is from RefSeq and is a predicted model, not a curated record. NCBI's taxonomy places the organism in Eukaryota, Fungi, Ascomycota, Sordariomycetes, Glomerellales, Glomerellaceae. Gene Ontology annotation, molecular function: 3-deoxy-7-phosphoheptulonate synthase activity. The transcript has 2 exons.
AUCGGAGUAUCCCAAUUCGACCACAUUGUUCCCUGCACAGACAAUGGGACAGCUUGGAGAGUUGACUCACGGUUAUGCUGCUCCCUUCCCGCUAGUCCCACGCUCGCUCCAUUUCGAAAAGGUUGCUAACUUCAUGUUUUACCAUUCCGGGUCCUGAUGAAAUAAAAGUUGACACCAUCCCCUCACUGACUCUACACUGACUCACCCAAGCGACGGUGAGCAUCACACGCAAACACACGCCAUGUCUUCCUCCGACUGGUCGCCCGACUCCUGGCGGUCGAAACCCAUCAAGCAGGCGCCGGGCUACCCAGACGAGGCUGCGCUCAACAAGUCAGUCAAGGAGCUUUCACGUCUCCCGCCCAUCGUUCACCCCAAGGAGAUCGUCGCCCUGAAACAGCAUCUCCGCGAUGUGGCACUCGGCGAGGCCUUCCUGCUGCAGGGCGGUGACUGCGCCGAGCUCUUUGACUACUGCGAGCCCAACGCCAUUGAGUCCAAAAUCAAGCUGCUCUUGCAGAUGAGUCUGGUUCUCGUCUGGGGCGCCGACAAGCGCGUCGUGCGCAUUGGACGUAUGGCCGGUCAGUACGCGAAGCCGAGGUCGAGCCCGACUGAGAUGGUCAACGGGGUGGAGCUUCCGUCGUUCAGAGGAGACAUUCUCAACGGCUUCCAAGUCGAUGAACGCGACAUCGACCCUCAGAGACUCGUCAAGGCUUACCAAUACUCGUCCGCGACUCUUAACUACGUCAGAGCUUGCCUCUCGUCAGGCAUUGCGGAUCUCCACAGGCCGCUGGACUGGGGCCUAGGUCAUGUCCGGGAUCCUGAACUGAAGAGAAAGUACUCCGAGGCUGUCCUCUCCCUCACUGAUAUGCUUCGCUUCCUCCACACGAUCGGAGCCGACAGGAGUGACAAGCUCGACACUGUCGAUCUAUUCACGAGCCACGAGGGCCUGCUCCUAGAGUACGAGCAGCCGCUGACCCGCCUGCUGGAGACGCCGGCGCCGCGCCCCACUACUAACGGCGCCCGGAGCGGCGCCAACGGCAGCGCCAACGGCAACGGCAACGGCAGUGCCACCGCCGCCGAGACGAAGAAGGAGUAUUACGACACGUCGGCCCAUUUCCUCUGGAUCGGCGACCGCACGCGCCAGAUCGACGGCGCCCACGUUGAGUUCUUCCGCGGCAUCGCCAACCCUAUCGGCAUCAAGGUCGGCCCCACGACGCCGACGGAUGACCUGCUCGCGCUGCUGCGCACGCUCAACCCGGACUGCGAGCCUGGAAAAAUCACACUCAUCACGCGCUACGGAGCCGCCAAGGUGCGCUCGUUGCUGCCGGCACACAUCCGCGCCGUCGAGGACAGCGAGUACCAUCGCUGUGUCGUCUGGCAGUGCGAUCCCAUGCAUGGCAACACGUUGUCGACGGGCAGCGGCAUCAAAACGCGCCGCUUCCGCGACAUCUUUGAGGAGCUUCAGGAGACGCUGCGCAUACACAAGGAGCAGGGCAGCUACCUCGGCGGCGUGCACCUCGAGCUCACCGGCGACGCCGUCACCGAGUGUCUGGGUGGGAGCGAGGGCCUCGAUGAAGACGACCUGUCGACCAACUACACGAGCUUCUGCGACCCGAGACUAAACGAGAAGCAGGCGCUCGAGUUGGCUUUUCUGAUUGCGGAUCACUACAGGAACGAGAGGCGGCCGGUUUCGUGAGCGGGUUCUCUUUUCUUGUGUUCUUUUUUCUUUCUUUUUUUCCUGGGAUCACACACGGGCCGGUAUUGGAGGGUCGGGUCAUCGAAUCGGUCACUCAAAAGCAGUCGUCUAUAGAUGGAAAUUAUCUGACAUCUACCAUGAUAUUUGAUGGUGCUUGUGCCAGGUAACUAACGACGCAGGCUUUAACGGCAUUGUCACAGCGUACGCUUGGAGCAAGCCACAGUUCCCGGGUCUCUCUUGCAGGUAUUCGCUGGUUCUCGCUUGCUAGAUUGCUUU